GCGAUGUGUUGCACCAAGUGGAAGCAUAAUUAAAUCCUACGGUUUCAAAGUGAAGUGCCAAUAGAAACUAGUGAUCUAUUUCGUAUAAGUUCGAUUGUAAACAACAAGUAGCCCUCGAGUGACAAGUCCGUACGCUAUGCUUCAUGAGGAGUCCGAACUGGACGACACCCAUCUCUGUAACAAAUGUGGCCGCACUGUAGUUGGAUUGGAAAAUUACAUCAAACACAGGAAGGUGAGCUGUGUUCAACCGAAACCGGCCACCAGUGGGGCAGCUUCUCGAAUCGGCACAGAACCCGGCUUUACACCUUUUGAUUUCGGUGAGGGAAUCAAGGAUCCAGAGCACCACAAAAAGCUUCCGAACUACAGCUUCAACUACGAAUUGGAAACGCAUCAUAAUGAUCCUGUACAGAGACCUGAUAGCAAAACAGAUUACAAGAAUGAAGUGAACUAUGACUAUGAAUUAGGUGCUGAUUUAUUUUUUUCGUCUCUCGAGCUACAAAGUAGCUCAAAAAAGGGAGCCACCGUUUCGACUGCUGCUAAGCCAAAUAUCCCUGCUAGGACGAAAGCUCGCAAACCGACCACUUCACUAUCAAACACUGAUCCCGACCAUGAGCAGGACCACGAAGAUGACUGGAUUGCGCCCCACCAUGACUCGGAGAAACUUAUGAAAGCUGUUAGCGAUAUCAGCGGCAAUAAGAAAAUGGAUUCUUUGUUUACCUUUUUCCCUCACGAAUCACCGGAACCAUCGGAAGAUGAGAGUGACGAGGAGGAAGAUUUCGACGCUCCACCAAGAACCCACACCGGAGGCAAAUGGAAACCGGAAAAUCGUCCCUCCUCCUCCCAAUGGCGUCAUUGGCCCGAUCAGGAGGGUCAACUGGACAAAUCAAUAGAACCGGAGGAAGAUGAAGAAUACAAGAGUUUUUCCCCUCCACCUGGGCAUACCAAAGGGAAAUGGGUGCCUGGGUCGAAAAUCACUCGUUUGGAGUAUAAAACACCUUCACUUCCGAGCAAAGCUUAUGAUGAUAAUUACUGGUGCAGCAUUUGUAAUCGCAAGCUGGCGUCGCGAUUUGUUUACGAACGGCAUCUAAAGUCAAAUCUUCAUCAAAAGCGAGCGCAAGAGGAAUCGGAACUGGAAAGGGCUGUCAAACCAUCGCUUUACCCGAACGAGCUAUCGAAACGAAUAACAAAACCUCCGGUUUAUCUUGGUGAUGAUUUCUUUACCAGCAAUCUAAGUCCUGAGAAAACUUCCACCCCUACAUCUUUUACGGCUCCUGAUGUGCUGAAAAUCUCUCCACCAAAGGUGAAGAGAAAGCGCAAAAGUUACUACAUGAAGUGUGAAAUUUGUAAAACUCGACUUCCGACGAACCUUCUAGGGAAACAUUUGAUCUCCCGUUAUCAUUACCGUCGAAUGCUGAAUCAUCCAGAUCAAUGCUUCGAUAUUAUACUGAAAAAUAUACAUCGCAUUGUGCUACAAUCACCUUUCCAAUGUCAUCCAUGUAAAUUUUACGCCAACACCGAACAGCAGUUUAUGUCCCAUUGGAACUCUCUAGAACACGAACAGCGCGUUCAAGGAGGCGGAAAGUUCUGGUGCAGUUUUUGCAAAUACGAAUGUAACGAAAACUUUCAUAUGACAAACCACUUGAUCGGAUCUGACCAUCGAGAGGUAAUAUCCGUUAUCAAUCGAUCGGUUCCCAUCAUCAUCCGAAAGAUAACUCCGAUUGUGUGCGAAUUUUGUGGCGACGAAUUUCGUUACAACGCCGAGCUCAAGAGACACCACGAAGCUUGCAACGAGGGAAACCCGGAGGACACCAACCGGGUGAAGCGAACUUUUCAAAACACCUUCUCCUGUGACAUCUGCAAAACAACAUUCCAAAAUCAAAUGCUGCUUCUGCAACACGGCCAAAAGCUGCACCGAUUGGCUCAUUACUACUGUUCGAUAUGCGAGGUAUCCUUCCAAACGCCAAAAGAGUCCCUCCAGCAUCGCCGAACGACCUCGCAUAAGGUGAUGUCAGCAAGGAAACGUCACAAAGCCGGUCUUCCCCCGAAAAAGUGCCACGUCUGCCAGCGACAACUAGCCGAUAUUUUGGAGCUCAAGAAUCACAUUAGAGUUGACCAUCCCGAAAUCAAGUAUAGCUGCCCACAGUGCGGAGAAAAUUUUGUGCUAGCCCAGGAACUUGGCAGACACGUACGUGACAAAAAUUGUACAUUUUUCAAUUCCGUCGCAUCGUCAUCAUCGUCGUCGCCGUCGACGGCGGCACCGGCAGCGGCAACGGACGGAAGAGUGCUGCUUGCGGUGGCAGCACUAGUGCCAGCCGGUUCCACUGCUAAACUGGAAAGUCUCCCAUCAACAUCCCGUGCGCAUCUUCCGGGCGAAAAUUCAAUUAUCCUAAAUGAUUCAAUUAAAGUAAAUAUGAAUGAUCAUAAAGUACGAAAGGAGUCACAUCUGUAUUCUUCAACUUCGUCGCCGGCAGGCGCAAUGAGUCGAAACGAAGCUGCCGGAUUUCUGGAUGAAACAAUCCCGAGGGCAGCAACGCAUUCGGUGCCAACCGCCACUGAUGAGCCGAGAGCUUUAAGGUCAUUGCAAGCAGUGACGAUGAUCGAACAUUACUCUAACCUUCCACCAUCAUCGGCAUCGAGAUCGACAACUGAGACCCAGCGCGUCGCUCCUACCACUUAUCAUCAUCCAGGGCCAGCGUCCCUCUCGCAGUCCGAUCCAUUAUCCGAAGCAAUGGCGACAACAGCAUCGGCCCCGACGGCCACCCAGUCGACCACGACGACAUCAAAUUUCGCCUGCGAUGAUAACAUUGUCGCCAGUUCAUCCGCGUCAGCAGAAAUCUUUUUCGCCAUGGCCAAUAAUGCGUCCGAAAAUAAUACUGUUUACGUUGAUGAAAUCGUUGGCACCAUCACCGAGGACAGUACGCUCGUGUCCUGGCAGUGUAAAAUAUGCUUAUUCAGAACCACCUCACAAGCGUCCUUCCUGUAUCACGAAAUUCUACACUCUUCAAACGCCGCCAACGAGCCAGCAUCGGGCAAAUCGACAAAAAUCACCUGCCCGCUGUGCAAGAAGCAAUUUUCUAAAGCUUCCCUUCGGUGCCACCUGCGUCAGCACACGGACGAACGAAUUUUCCCCUGCGAGCUGUGCCCGAUGAGUUUCACCCGAAAAGCGAAUCUUAAAAAUCACGUGGCAUAUGUUCAUGGGGAAAAGAAGCGUGUAGUAGUGAAAUCGAAUGUCAAGAGGAAUCCUAGCGGAGAAAAAGCCUCGGUUGAUGAGCCACCCUCGAAACGGGGAUCGGAAAUUUGUUCAACUUGCGGAAAAACAUUCGCAAGCAGCAAAAUCCUUGCCCAACAUGCCACGGUUCACCUGGAGCAAAAAUCGAUCAAAGAAUUUGCCUGUCAACACGAGCGCUGCUUCUACAUCGGCCGAAGUGCGGCGGACGUUCGGGCCCAUCUGCUCAGCCGCCACUCGGACGAACGGAAUUUCGUUUGCAGCGAGCCCGGUUGCGACUAUCGGGGCAAGACGAUCACUCAACUGCGAAGACAUUACCAACGGCAUGAGGAAACGGUGAAGAAAUAUAAAUGCGAUCAGUGCGAGUUUGCUUCGCGAAUCCCUGGCCACCUGAAGCGGCACCUUCUGGUGCAUAGUGGCGGAAAACCUUUCACCUGCCCACACUGCGAUUACAGUUGCAACAACAUUGAAAACCUUCGCAAGCACGUGAUAUCAACUGCCAAACACAAAGGCAAGUAUCUGUACGAGUGUAAGUACUGUUCGAUGGAUGGUCCAGAAGCGGUGGUAUUCAAAACGAAUUUUCACAAAGAAUACAAAGAUCAUCUUCAAGGAUCGCAUAGUCUUUCAGCAGAGGAAGCAAGUCAAGUUGCUCGUAUUGUGCCUGGUUAAAAAAUUGAA
This is a messenger RNA of Wyeomyia smithii (pitcher-plant mosquito), 3904 nucleotides long. Its product is annotated as zinc finger protein 236-like. Gene Ontology annotation, molecular function: chromatin insulator sequence binding; zinc ion binding. The record is from RefSeq and is a predicted model, not a curated record. Gene Ontology annotation, biological process: regulation of transcription by RNA polymerase II. NCBI's taxonomy places the organism in Eukaryota, Metazoa, Arthropoda, Insecta, Diptera, Culicidae. Bases 137 to 3895 code for a protein of 1252 amino acids. The transcript has 8 exons. Gene Ontology annotation, cellular component: chromosome.